Messenger RNA from Chara braunii, 3460 nucleotides. The record is from the annotation of a GenBank genome assembly. Lineage: Eukaryota; Viridiplantae; Streptophyta; Charophyceae; Charales; Characeae.
AGCGGGCGUUACUUACCAUGGCAGCAGAAUGGCGAAGCGAGGCCGAGAACAGCCAGUUGGAGGACAGCGCAAACAAGAUAGCGCUCCUCCUCUCGCAUCUCACGGAUCUCCUGGCAACCUGCAUUACACAGCAGGCGGAGAUCCUUGGUUUGACAACUCGGUAGCUAACCUCCAAGGCCGCCUUCAGCGGGUGGAGAAGCGACCAAUCGCCGUCGCCGACACAGGCUCUUCCAAUACUGCCGACCGCCUCACCGCAUUGGAGAUGCACGUCGGCUCCCUCCAGGACGGCGCACAGUUACAGCAGACCGCGACGCAACAAUUGCAGCAGCGGAUCUGCACUACCGCCACCACCUCGAGUCCGGAGCCGCGCGAGACAACUCCUAAGUUCGAUGGGCAGGAGAUCUUCCACGACUCAAUCAAGACAGAUCCAAUUCCAUGGUUUCGCAAGUUCGAGCUCACGCACCAGCUCCACAACGCGUGGUUGGACAACUUGUUGUCCAAGUACGGAGUGGUAGAAGUGGACUUGCACACCAUGAUCAACUGGGAUGAUCUGAAGGCGGCAUGGCACAAGCGGUUCCAGGUGGAGCCGCCAGAGAUCAAAGCCAUGGACAAGCUUAUGGUCUUCGAGCAAGGCUCGCUGCCGAGUACGGACUGGAUCGCCGAGUACCAACGCUUGACGUCAGUCCUAGACAUCCAGAUGGGCUUCAAGGCCAUCCGCCACUAUUGCAUCUCAAGGUCAUGUCCGACAUUGAGCAAUGCUCUGACGCAUGUCGAGGACACCUUGACGACGACGGCGGAACUAUUCGACAAGGCGGCGCAGAUCAUCGUUACGAACAAGGAGGCCAAGAACCUCCGUUCUUCUGCGUCAGGCCCGAGCGGGAACCAGCAUCGGCCACGAGUGGCCGUGGUCGCAGCGGCAGCGCCGUUAGACCAAACCAGCGAGGCUGCGUCUGCCAGUGAAGGAGACAGAUUCGCAGCCGCCCGGGAAGGUGGCCGCGCCGGCAGAGGCCGAGGGCGCGGCAAGCCGAAGACACACACCGUUUCUAGCCCUGGGCUCGGUGCAGCAGCUCAGGCAGGCCCAUGGACCCCCGAUUUGCUGGAUAGCGGCACGACUCGCAACUUCAUGAGCCAGUCUUUUAUGCAAAGAGCUGGCCUUGGCGCUCAGGUUCGGAGGAAGGCAAACCCGACGACGAUCAAGUUGGUGGAUGGUAAGACGCAACAACUUCUUGACCGUUACAUCGAGGCCGUACCGGUCUACUUCGCACCUCAUGCAUGCGAACCGGUAACAUUCGAUAUUCUCGACACGGAUUUCGACAUCAUUCUGGCAAUGCCUUGGCUCGCAAGUGCGGAUCACACAGUCAACUUCCAUCGGCGGACUCUUAGCGUUCGCGACGCCUUCGGCGCAGAAGUGGCGUGUACGAUUCCUGUACCGCACUCUUCGAUCCGGUGCCAAGUGGUGACGGCCAAAUCAUUCUGGUUGACGUGCGCUUACGAGCAGCCAGAGGAAAUCGACCUAUGUUUCCUACGGAUUGUCGCAGUUGCCGACUCUUCACCUACGGACUUGUCUUCGGACCCCCGGGUGGUGCGGUUGCUGGACGAGUUCGCCGACAUCUUCGAGUCACCUACCGGUGUGGUGCCGGGUCGGCCAAUCUCUCACGAGAUCAUUCUUGAGGCCGGUGCCGUGCCGCCGAAAGGUUGCAUCUAUCGGAUGAGCGAGGAGGAGCUUGAGGUACUCCGCGCACAACUCGAUGAUUUGUUGGCUAAGGGCUGGAUCUGCCCGAGUAGUUCCCCAUAUGGAGCACCAGUUCUCUUCGUCCGGAAGAAGAACAAGGAUCUACGAUUGUGCAUCGACUACCGCAAGCUCAACACGCAAACCAUCAAGAAUGCGGGGCCUCUUCCUCGCAUCGACGAUCUUCUCGAGCAGCUGGGCGGUGCGAAGUAUUUUUCCAAGUUGGAUUUGAAAUCAGGAUAYCAUCAAAUCUCGAUUCAGCCGAAUGAUCGCUACAAAACCGCAUUCAAGACGCGGUAUGGGCAUUUUGAGUGGGUGGUCAUGCCUUUUGGCCUCACCAACGCCCCGACGACAUUCCAGGCGGCGAUGACCAAUGAGUACAAGGCCAACCGCGACAAGUGCGAAUUUGUCCGGCAAGAGCUGGAAUACUUGGGCCAUUUUGUCACACCGGAGGGCAUCAGUCUGCUAUCGGACAAGAUUCAGGCCGUCCAAGAGUGGCCGGAGCCUCGGAACGUCACGAAUGUCCGCUCGUUCCUUGGUCUUACCGGCUACUAUCAGCGCUUCAUCAAAGGCUACUCCAAGAUCUCGGUCCACUUGAACAAGCUUCAGUGCGAGGAUCGGCCGUUUGACUUUGGAGAGGAGGCGCGGGGAUCAUUCCUCGCUCUCAAAGCCGCGCUAUUGUCUGCGGAGGUCUUGCGGAUAUACGACCCGCUCGCGCCUACACGUGUCACUACGGAUGCGUCAGGCUAUGACAUUGGUGCAGUCCUCGAGCAACAUGAUGGUGUGGACUGGCACCUGGUCGAGUACUUCAGCAAGAAAGUGCCACUCGUGCAUUCCAUUGACGAUGCACGCAAGAAGGAGCUCCUCGCCUUCGUCCACGCGCUCAAGCGGUGGCGACACUUCCUCCUUGGUCGAAGCCAAUUUCGCUGGGUAACAGACAACAAUCCGUUGGUCUUCUACAAGACCCAAGACACCGUCAACAGCACCAUCGCUCGAUGGAUGGCUUUCAUCGACCAGUUCGACUUCUUUCCCGAUCACAUUCCCGGGAAGUCAAACUGUUUUGCGGAUGCUCUUUCACGACGUCCGGAUCACUGUACCGUGGUCUACUCGACUUUCGAGAUUGACGAUGACCUGCGGAACAGCUUCAUCCGCGGUUACCAAGCCGACCCCGAGUUUCGCGACAAGUACGCGAAUUGCUCCUCGCCUAAUCCGACUCCUUCUCACUACCGGAUCCAGGAGGGGUACUUGCUUGUCCACACGCGGGGGAAGGACCUUCUUUGUAUACCAAGUGAUCCUCACUUGCGUACACGGCUUCUUGGCGAGUUCCACGACGCUCCCGCCACCGGACAUUUUGGAGUCAAUCGCACGAUUGGCCGACUUCCCCAACGAUUUUGGUGGCCCGGCCUUCUCGGCGACGUCACGCGCUAUUGCGAGUCAUGCGAGGUUUGCCGACGCUGCAAAUCCUGCAACCAUCGUCCGUACGGCGAGCUACGACCAUUGCCAGUCCCGUUGAGGCGAAGGGAAGCGAUUGCCAUGGACAUCACCGGCCCGUUCCCCAAGCACAAGACCGGAGUGGAUGGGAUUCUCACGGUGGUCGACCGACUCACCAAGUUCGCCAUGUUUUUGCCUUGUCGCUAUCAUGCCAAGGCACCGUAGUUGGCCGAGGUUCUAUACGCCGUUGGAUUCGCACCAAGGGUUACCCCAAGGAGAUCGUCUGCGACCGCGACACUC